AUGCAGCUCACUCAGCUCCUCCUCGCAACUGGCCUCGUUGCCUCCUCAGCCUUCGCUGCCCCCGUCGCUGAGACCAAGUCCAUGAUGGCUGCCACCCCCCAGUGGACCAUCCAGAACGCCAAGCUUGUCUGCAACGCCGCCAACACCGCCUGCAACUGGACCUUCGGCAUCUACCCCGGUUCUGGUGCUGCCACUGCCUGUACCGUACCUUUGAACGGCAACACUGCCUCCCACACCAACGGCGGACCCGUCACCUGCGGCGGAUACACCGUCACCUCUGGCUGGAGCGGCUAUUUCGGCGAGGGCAACGGCUUCACUACCCUGUCUGUUGUCGACAACAAAUCUCGCCAGAUCAUCUGGCCUGCGUACACCGACAAGCAGGUUGCUGGCGGUGCCGUUGUCAAGCCUGACCAGAGCUACGCUCCUGUCAACAUUUCUUAA
Molecule: messenger RNA, 441 nt
Organism: Penicillium soppii
Lineage: Eukaryota; Fungi; Ascomycota; Eurotiomycetes; Eurotiales; Aspergillaceae
Exons: 1
Coding region: 1-441 (146 amino acids)
Source: RefSeq, a predicted model, not a curated record